This is a messenger RNA of Haliotis rufescens (red abalone), 630 nucleotides long. RefSeq lists its product as uncharacterized. The transcript has 4 exons. The coding region runs from base 1 to 312 and encodes 103 amino acids. Lineage: Eukaryota; Metazoa; Mollusca; Gastropoda; Lepetellida; Haliotidae. The record is from RefSeq and is a predicted model, not a curated record.
AUGUGUGCACUUUCGCAGAUCAGUCGCGAGAUUAGCACCAUCUCCAUAGCGACAGUUGUCUACACAAACGACGCCAUUUUGUUGUUUAUUGCUGAAGCAAUCUCACGACUCUGCUCUUCUUUCGCUCUGUGUUUCACACUCCUGCUGAUUUCUGCAUCAUGUAUACAACUGCUGCCAGGGUUUAUCACCAAGCUGAGGACAAGCUCCACAAAAAAGGAUUUCCCAAUGCAGUCUCCCAAACGGUUCUCCCUGUUCCCCAUCCAAUUUGGCCAUGUCGGAAGUGAAACUGUCGUCCUCGCCCCAGAGCCCUGACUCUGGAUUCGUAGACGACUGGCAAUCGGUAAAAACGUUGACCGAAACCAGUUUGCAUUUUCUGGUCCAGAUUAUUUACAUACCGCCGUCAUAGCUGGAACAGUGCCGAGAGCGGCGUUCAACAAUAAAUAAACACACUAGUAUAGGAACACAGGUGUAUGGUCCAAGCUGUAGUGGACAUGCAAUUAAGGUUUAGUAUUGUAUGCUUCGGUCAGAGGUCAGAGUCUCGUUUUGGAAAUUGACCUCGUGCGAGCGGGUAUCAGUGGCGGCGCCCUGUGUUUUUUCGUUAAAAGUCAAUAAAGUCUUCAUCUCAUUCUA